CUACGAGCUAGCACAUAUUAUUCAUCAUCACCAAAGAAGUCUUCUUAUCAUCUCUUACAACUUUCACUCUCCUACCCUUUGCCGGCUUAUUAUUUGCCACUUAAAUUCAUUUCUAGAUGCAUCUAAAUCUUCUAAGAUCUCCUCUUCCAUUACUUUCCAUAAUAUUCAUACUUCUUUGCAAUAAUGUUGAUCCAUCUCCUUCAUCACCACAUCAAUAUCUUGACCCAAAAUAUGAAGCUUGUAUUUUGAACUCAAGCACUUGUGGGAAGUCAGAGCUUAAGAUAUUUUACCCAUUUUGGGGAAAUGGACGUCCUGAAUAUUGUGGUCAUCCCGCAUUUAAGAUUUCCUGUGAUGAAAAGAAUUUGAAGAUAAACAUUAUGUCUCGAACUUACCUUAUCAUCGACAUCAAUUACAACACCAGCAGUUUCAAAUUAGUUCAGGAAGAAUUAUCACAAGGCCAAUGUCCAGGACCAGGACCAGGAUCAUUGGACUUGCAUAAUACCACCUUGGAUUUGGCCCUCUUCAACUACACAUCAACUGUUAAAAAUGCUACUUUGUUCUAUGAUUGUGCUGAGUCGAAACUUCUUGAAAGCGCGCCAUUUAGCUUCUCUUGUGCAGACAGGUACCCUGAUCGUCUUUCUGUUUUUGUGAUAACGGAAAACUGGGUGCACUACCUUGAUGAAAUAUGUAAGGUCAAGUUGUAUGCGCCUGUCUUUGAAAACGCGCUAGAAGGUUUGUAUGAUCACUCAUUGACUGUUGACGAUGUAUUAAAGAGAGGCUUUGAGAUCAAAUGGGUAAUUGAUCAAGGGCAUUGCCAAGAUUGUUACGUCUCAGGUGGAUAUUAUUGUGGAUAUAAUAUAACUUUGGGUCAGUCUACUUGCUUUUGCAAAAGUGGAUCAUAUCCUACAGUUUGUCCUCAUUUCCCAACUGAUCAAGCACCAAAUAAAGGCUUGACCCUGGAAGCUAAGGUCGGAAUAGGAAUAGGAGCUGCAGCUGGCUGUCUGUUCAUCACGAUCACAUUAUUUGUGUUUGUACGAAGUAAAAAAGAUUACCAUUCUUCCUCAUUCUUGCCCUCUCAGAAAAUCUCUCAGCUCUCAACUAGUGUUGAAGAGAAAAGUUCAUAUUUUGGAGCUCAAUUAUUUUCAUAUGAGGAGCUUCAACAAGCUACAAACAGUUUUGAGUUCUCUAAAGAACUUGGGAAAGGAGGAUUCGGCACUGUAUACUAUGGAAAAUUGCAAGAUGGGCGAGAGGUUGCAAUCAAACGUCUCUAUGAAAAGCACAGCAAACAAGUAGCGCAAUUCAUGAACGAGCUUGAGAUCCUCACCCGCCUGGAUCACCAUCAUCUGGUAAAACUCUAUGGAUGUACCACUCGUAGGAGCCGUGAGCUCCUGCUUGUAUAUGAGUAUGUUCCAAAUGGCACGGUUGCUGAUCACCUGCAUGUAAAGCAGCCAGAGUCCAGACCCCUUCCAUGGCCUGUGAGGCUAAGAAUUGCUAUAGAAACCGCGAGUGCUUUGGCUUACCUCCAUGCCUCCGAUGUUAUCCAUCGUGAUGUGAAAACAAAGAACAUCCUUCUUGAUGCUAAUUACUCAGUCAAAGUAGCAGAUUUUGGUCUCUCUCGUCUUUUCCCGUUGGAUGUGUCCCAUAUAUCAACCACACCACAAGGAAGCCCAGGUUAUGUUGAUCCAGAGUAUCAUCAAUGUUACCAGUUAACCAAUAAAAGUGAUGUUUACAGUUUUGGGGUUGUUUUGGCAGAGCUAAUAUCAGGAAAGUCUGCAGUUGACAGGAACAGGAGUCGCCAUGAGAUCAAUUUGUCAAGUAUGGCUACUGACAGGAUCCUAAAACGUGCUUGGACCGAAUUUGUUGAUCCUAAACUCGCAUUUGAGUUGGAUUGUAAGGUUAGGGAGGAAGUGGUUGCUGUGGCAGACCUCACUUUUCGAUGCCUCGAAGCAACCAGUGAUUCAAGGCCUUCUAUGGACGAGGUGCUUGAAUGUUUAAGAAAUGUAAAGGGGGAAGGGAGUAUUGAUGAUGAUGAUGAUGAGAUAAUAGACAUGUCCAAGGACGCGGCUGCUGUUUUCAAUGGAUGUGAAUCACUUACUUCUUCAAAUGGUAGUGGAAUUUAUGAUAGUAAUAAGAUUCACAAGGAUGAAUCUGCAGCUCAUGCAAGUAGCACUAAUUCGCAGAUUUCUGUGCUUGUAAAUGUUUCUUCAGAAACUGUUUGAUUGGAGGAAAUCCAUUCUUUCAUGAGACUAUAAACGGUUUUGAUAUUAUUCUUUUGAUUGGAUACAAUAAUUU
Molecule: messenger RNA, 2292 nt
Organism: Beta vulgaris subsp. vulgaris (sugar beet)
Lineage: Eukaryota; Viridiplantae; Streptophyta; Magnoliopsida; Caryophyllales; Amaranthaceae
Product: LEAF RUST 10 DISEASE-RESISTANCE LOCUS RECEPTOR-LIKE PROTEIN KINASE-like 1.2
Exons: 4
Coding region: 117-2219 (700 amino acids)
Biological process (GO): protein phosphorylation
Molecular function (GO): protein kinase activity; polysaccharide binding; ATP binding
Source: RefSeq, a predicted model, not a curated record